This is a messenger RNA of Scatophagus argus, 3135 nucleotides long. RefSeq names its product nuclear transcription factor, X-box binding-like 1 (gene nfxl1). The record is from RefSeq and is a predicted model, not a curated record. The transcript is spliced from 25 exons. Gene Ontology annotation, molecular function: DNA-binding transcription factor activity, RNA polymerase II-specific; zinc ion binding; RNA polymerase II transcription regulatory region sequence-specific DNA binding. Gene Ontology annotation, biological process: regulation of DNA-templated transcription. Bases 235 to 2886 code for a protein of 883 amino acids. Gene Ontology annotation, cellular component: nucleus. Lineage: Eukaryota; Metazoa; Chordata; Actinopteri; Scatophagidae.
GCCAUCUCGCAGUUUCAUAACUUCUGUCUGCUGAUUCUAACGACAGUGGUUAGUUAGCUUAGCGCAGCUAGCCGGCUAAGAGCAGCUUGAACCGAACUUCACCAAUAACGUGCGACUUUUCAGAGACGUGAAGUUCCUGUCGCGUGAAGAGAAGGUGGUGUCGUCAGGCUUCGUGUCGCUGUGACACGUGCCACUCAAACAUUUGAACCAGACAGAGUUUUGGAGGCGGCUGCCAUGGAGCCAGCCUGGCGCCAGCAGGGCAGGGGGCGUGGCCGGAGUCAGGAGGGUCAGGGUGAAAGGUCACGACCCCCGCUGAGGGACAGAGACCGGCUGGGAGGAAGAGGAGAAGGAGGGACGACGACGGCGUCUGCCGCAGCACCUGAACCUCAGCGCGGGUCGACAUGCGUGUCGGUCCAGUCCAAGUUCGACGAGAUCAGGAAGUCCAACCAGGCUGCCGCUCAGCGACUGGUGGAGAGCCGGAUCAGCUCCUCUUCCUCUGAUGAUGAUGAUGGAGACGGUGACCAUGAGGAUGGAAAGAGAGGAAAGAUCCUGUCGUCCACCUUCACCAGCUACACUGACCAGACAGGUGGUGACGUCACAGGUCUGGUCAGAACUGGUCAGUAUGUCAGUGAUCUGUUUCAGUCCGGAGCUCUGACAUGUCUGAUCUGCAUCGCCUCCGUCAAGAGGACUCAGGCGGUGUGGAGCUGCUCCAGCUGCUUCUCUCUCUUCCACCUGCCCUGCAUUCAGAAAUGGGCCAGAGACUCGGCCUUCCUGGUCUCGUCCGUCACCGAUGAAGACUUCGGUCAGAAGCAGCAUCCCUGGCCCUGCCCAAAGUGUCGAGCAGAGUAUCCACCAGGUGCGACGCCCAACAGGUACAUGUGUUUCUGUGGAAAGCUGCAGGAUCCUCCUGCUGACCCCUGGUUGGCUCCUCACUCCUGCGGCUCUGUCUGUCAGAAGGAGCUCAAACCCACCUGUGGGCACACCUGUCUGCUGCUCUGUCACCCUGGUCCCUGUCCUCCAUGUCCAAAGAUGGUGUCCGUCUCCUGCAUGUGUGGCAAAGCUAAGCCCCUCCCUCGUCGCUGUAGCAACAAGGCCUGGUCGUGUCAGCAGCAGUGCAACAAGUUGUUACCCUGCAAACAGCACACCUGUACGCAGCCCUGUCACACAGAGUGCUCUCCCUGUCCCAGGGUCAGUGUUCAGAAGUGUGUGUGUGGUCGACAUGCGGCAGAGAGACCGUGUGCCAGCCCUCGCUGGACCUGCCAGCAGGUGUGUGGCUCUCUGCUCUCCUGUGGGAAUCACACCUGUGAGGUUUUGUGUCACGAUGGAGAUUGUCCUCCGUGUCCUCGCUCUGUCAGCAGAUCCUGUCCCUGUGGCAAGACAAAGUCGUCUCUGCCGUGCACAGAGGAAGUGUUGCCGUGCGGUGACACGUGCGACCGCCGCUUGUCAUGUGGAAAACACACCUGUUCAAUGAGGUGUCACCGCGGGAGCUGUGAGACCUGCAGACAGGAGGUGGAAAAGGAGUGCAGGUGUGGUAAAUACAGGAAGUUGAUGCCGUGUCAUAAAGAAUACCUGUGUGACUCCAAGUGUCCAAAAACCAGAAGCUGCCAGAGACAUCAGUGCAGGAGGAAGUGUUGCCCUGGCAACUGCCCUCCAUGUGACCAGAGCUGCGGUCGAACUCUGGGGUGUCGCAACCACAAGUGUCCCUCUGUCUGUCACCAAGGUAGCUGUUACCCGUGCCCGGAGUCGGUGGAGGUCAGAUGUACGUGUGGCUCCAGCGUCCUGGUUGUCCCUUGUGGGCGAGAACGGAGUACCAGACCGCCUCGCUGCAAAGAGACGUGCAGGUGUCCUUCGUCCUGCCACCACCCCACCAGGGAGAGCCACCGGUGCCACCCCGGGCCCUGCCCCCCCUGCAGACAGCUCUGCCUGCUGCCACUGCCCGGCUGCAGCCACACCUGCCCGCGGCCCUGCCACGACCUGGUGCUGGUCAAGUCCCAGCAGGUGCAGUUGGCUGGACCGUGGGAGCAGCCGUCUGAGCCCGCAUUUGUGAAGAAAGCUCUGCCCUGUCCGCCAUGUCAAGUCCCGAUCCCAACGACCUGUUUUGGAGAACACGAGGUCAGCGCGGUGCCGUGUCACUGUCGGGGUCGGUUCUCCUGCAGACGACCUUGUGGACGUCCUCUGACCUGCGGAAACCACAGCUGCGGCAGGGAGUGUCACCUGGUUACCGACGGCGACAAGUGCGAGGUGUGUGAGGAGGGCUGCUCUAAGCCCCGCCCCCCCGGCUGCCCCCACACCUGCCCCCGCCCCUGUCACCCCGCCGACUGCCCCCCCUGCAGCCAGAUGAUCCGCCAACGCUGCCACUGCAAGAUGAGCCUCGUGUACACGGAGUGCACGAAGCUGACAUCAGCUGAUGAAGACACGAAGGUGAAGCUGGGCUCCUGCAACAAUCAGUGUCCUAAAGAGCUGAGCUGUGGUCAUCGCUGUAAGCAGGUGUGUCAUCCUGGAGUGUGUGAGGAGAAAUGUCAGCAGAAGGUGAAGGUCCGCUGUCCCUGCAAGAGGAUCAAGAAGGAGUUUCCGUGCUCCCUGUCAGAUCAGUGUGUGCAGUGUGAUGCUGCCUGCAGAGACCAGCAGAGGAAAGUCAGCCAGCUGAAGGAGGCGGAGCAGCGAGCGGCUCAGGAGGAGGAGCAGAGGAGACUCCAGGAGGAGCUGGAGGCCUUCGAGAAGCGCCAGCAGCGAGGAGGUCGCAGGAGUAAGAAGCGAGGGAGGAGGGAGGAGGUGGCCGAGGAGGGAGGCGGGGCGUGGUGGAGGAGGUGCGCCGCCUUCGUCCUGGUCCCGCUGGGUGGAGCUCUGCUGUCGGCCGCCGCCUACUACCUGCUGAGCUCCCCCUGAGCCCGCAGGCGUGUGGCGUGAUGAUGUAACCCGACGGUUUUCUGUUCCCUCUGAUGAUAAAUGAGAUGAAUGAUCAUGUUUGAAGGCUGACUGCACUGAGCUGUUGUGCCGAGGCCUCAGAUUUCCUACGUUCGUGAACACAGCAGUCAGUUGAGUUUGUUCCUGAAUGUGACAAAUCAAACCAAUCAGAUGAAUUGUUGUUUCUGUGUGGAGUCGCAGACUGGUGGGAAAUAAACAUGUUGUCUCAGA